UUGCCUGUGGAGCAUUCAGGUGAGCCUGACAGUCUUUGUUCAACCAGCCGCUGUUCUGGUGGGACAUGGAUGCAGUCACCUCUCCCAGAUGUGCCUGUCCAGGUCCUGAUCCACUCUGGAGGUACCUCACAGAGCACGAUCCGAAAUGUGAAGGGAAGAAGAAACUCAAGAUCUCUGGCAGAGAGCUGCUGUCAGUUCCCAUACAGGUCUUUGGCUUGGAACAGCUGCAGGUGCUGGAGAUGAGCCCAGAACGAGAGAGCUGCCUGAAGUACAGGAUGGAGCUGCUUCCCCAGGAGAUUGGCCGUCUGAGGAACCUCACCUGCCUCUAUGUGGACUCCAACAACUUGAAGAAAAUCCCUGCUGAAAUUGGCACUUUGAGCUACUUGGAGAGGCUCACUCUGAGCAACAACAGCCUGAGCUCACUGCCCGCAGAGAUGGGGGCACUCCAAAAUCUGCAGAGCCUCCACCUUGCCAACAACAGCCUCACUGAGUUGCCUGCACCCCUCUGCCAGCUGAGGAGCCUCACCUUUCUGGAUGUGAGUGACAACAAAAUAGAUACCAUCCCCUCCAGCAUUCGGCAUCUGGAGAAACUGGAAACGUUGCUAUUGCUCUUUAACUCGCUGGAGAGCCUUCCUGAGGAUGUCUGCCUUCUAAGGAAUCUGCACACACUUUGGCUGGGAAACAACCGUCUACAGUCCCUUCCAGCAGCCUUUGGGGAGCUGGUGAACCUGGACUGGGGAUACAACUAUUGCUCAUGCAAUUUUGAGGGGAAUCCACUGCAGAGCCCUCCCCCUGAAGUCUGCAGCAGAGGCCCUGAAGGGAUCAGAGACUAUUUCUCAUCACUUCAUAGGAUUUGGAAAGACUAAAACACUGGUGUCAGUCCUCUUGAAAUGACUGUGAUGGAUUUAUCCUGUGCAAAUCAUCUGCACAAGCAAAAUGUGUUUCAGACAGAAAGGUCUGUUGAAAUCAUUGUAUGGAACUCAAAAGCUUCCUCUGUGCUGUAAGGAGAUUUUUUUUUCCUUAAACAAACAUUGAACAGUGGGAUACACCUUUCAAAAACUCAUCCAGGGACAACUGUAAUAUUUUUUUGUAUUUAUAUUUAGAGUGGCAUAGGCUUAUCUCAAGAAAUGUUGUAGACAAUCAUCCAGUCUGAGAAAAUAAGCAAGUCUGAAAGGAUAGAGUCAGGUAAACAAGUGGUAUGUAAAUAGCAAAAAUCUGUACUCUUUGUUUGUACAUUGGACUGGAAGUAAGUGCACGCUGAGAUUUCUGGAAGCUUUUAAGGUCAUACUAACUUGUGAAUUUGGCUUUGCUUUAGGUAGCCCAGAAUCUCAUCAUUUUCCCUGGUAUUUUGCAUGAAACACACAGGUUGAAUCAGCUCAGGCUUCUGUCUGGCUCGGGAUAAAAAACAACCUGUAUCCACGUCCCACAAGCUAUUGUGCAAUGUCUCCAUUCCUUUGGCAGACAUAGUGUAUUCCUCCUGAAGAGCAGCAUCAGCUGGCUCUGCAGAGUACAGGCAGGGAUCUCACACUCUCUGGAGGCAGCAUGGACAUGGGUUUGAUGUGCCAGCCUAUCCAGAGCAGACCUCAGAGAUACAGCUCCUUGGAGCUUGAUACACAGGGGUAGCCCAGAUUUAGAGCAGGCAGCACGAGCAGAAAAAGUUUCCACUUUCACUGAGUCUGGGAAAGUGUUCAGAGCUAUUAAAGUAUGACUCUGCAAGCUUCCUGCAAGGGAACAUUCUGAGAAUCCCUGUCAUAAUCAUAAAAGGCUUCAUCAGUGUUACAUUAUGGAAAUUUGCUGAGACUCCUUUCCGCUUCAUUUUGCUCUCUCUUCCUCCUAUCAUCAAUGUUUUCCUCCCACCUCUCUUUUACUUUGCUCUUCGUGGGUGUUUUCUCUGUGGCUACUCCCUCUGACAUUUAUGUUUCGUUAUCUUCUCAUCAUCAAAAGCCUCUCAUUUCCUUAUAAAUCCUUUUCUUUGCCCUCUGUCUCCUUUGUUUCCUAGGUCUCCUUUGGCCAACACACAGAAAGAUGCAGUUUUGUGUCUUUCCUGGAAGGAAGGGCUGAAUCAGGCCUGGUGGGAGCUGAGCAUGUUCUUACAGCAUUCAGAGAAAAAGGGAGAAAGGCAGAGACAUUGAGACACAGACCAUUAAUUCUCUUGUUCAGUGUCCUGUCAUUUUCUUCUCCUUAUAGCAAAGAUCAGCACAAGGAGAUCUGAAUCAAUGCUGAAAUUUUUCUGGGUGACAAAAGCACAACUCCAGAUAUGCUUAACACAAACUGAUUUUUACAUUGCUCUGCCCCUGACCUCGUGAAUUUUUCAAACCAGCUGUGACUUUUUGGUGUCAUGGUAACCAGAUUCAUUAUCUCAGUGGGCUAUCACACACAGAUAAAUGACUGCAUGGCAGUAACGGGCACACAAUUACAUCACACAGGUCAUUCGGUUUUCCUGCAGCUGAUUAUUUCUAAGACAUGUGACAUGGGAAAGAAAGGAGUAAAGGGACUGUGGUGCCUUGCUCAGUUGGCUCUUUCUGUGGCAGCAUGGAGGACUGGAGAUGAAAGAGUGCGACAAUGACCUUCAAGGCUUUUGCCAUUCAGGGUUUUUUUCAGAGGAGAUUUGGGACAGUGUGUGAAGUAGCUCCUGAAGCUGAUACUAACUCCGACAGAGGCUGCAUCAAGGUGGCAACGUUUAAGAUGUUGAAUGACUGUGGUCUAGCUCCUGUUCCUGUCAUUGAUGCAUUCUCCAGACCCAUACAGGUCUUAUUUCCCUACUAUUUCUGCUAUUUCCCCAUUUCUGUCACCCCAUUCAAUAAGUGCAGGCAUUGGACCUUCCUAAAGUUUGCCUGGUACAGGACAUGAGGUUAAAGGCAGUAUGAGCAGUCGGGCCCAAGUAAAGACAGGGUUAUCACCCUGGUUUUGGACAUAUGUGAAAAUUAAAUUCUAGUAACUGUGGUCUUUUUUAGAGGAUUGAGUCUAACACACAAAAUCCUUCCAGAGCAUCAUCUUACACACGUGCUAAGAGGGACAAAUUUCUCAUGUCCCAUGUCAAGCCUUUCGGAUUCAAUGUUGCUGUUUUUCUUUCACAUUGCACAGGGUUUGGGCUUGAGGUUCCAUGUCCAAUUUUGACUGCCUUUCCCUUCUGCAUCUUGGUUGGUGAUUUCUGAAAGGCAAGCUGACUUCAGCUUCUUUGGGGACUGCACAGCAAUUCAAAGCUUUCACUUUUGGUUUUAGCCAAUCAGGAUUCGCACAUUUUGUUUAACUAAUCCUCUCUCCAAAACCCACAAACUUAAUUUGUGAAGGUUGAUUGUGUCUGUUAAUAAUACACCUGUCGUAGCUGGGAGUGAAUGGAGCUAAAAGGUGAGUUUAAAAAAAUCUUUAAAAAACAGUGGCAAUAAUGCCAUUAUAAUUCUCCAGUGUGUUGGGAACAAGAGAAAUUCUGUGUAAUUAAUGCAAGUGAGGGCACUUUGACCAUGCCAUCAAGCUGCUUGAGCAGACUGAAUGUGUUACUGAGAUAUGUCCUGGCACCUUUCUGUCUGUUGCCCCUUCCUUUCCCUUUGUCCUGAUUGCUUCCAAAAUCCAACUUCCCAAA
This is a messenger RNA of Motacilla alba alba, 3580 nucleotides long. Its product is annotated as plant intracellular Ras-group-related LRR protein 2-like. NCBI's taxonomy places the organism in Eukaryota, Metazoa, Chordata, Aves, Passeriformes, Motacillidae. Gene Ontology annotation, molecular function: protein binding. The record is from RefSeq and is a predicted model, not a curated record. The transcript has a single exon. The coding region runs from base 66 to 866 and encodes 266 amino acids.